CUGGAUGAGCACAAAUAGACCUGAGCAGGUCAAGAUAGCCCAAAGGCUUCUGUUCGCACAAAGCACUUUGUUUAUAUCAGACGGAGACCUUCAGUCCUCUACAGAGUGAUUUGCAUCACAUCCAACGUCGCCACCGGGAAUGAAGCUCCUACUCAGUUUGACGCUUCUCGCCGCAGCGUCGUGCGUCCUCAGCUUUGCCUCUGCGGACCAAAUGAAUGUCUUCUCAGAGGACAUCUUAAAACAGCUGUCGGAGGAUGGCGAGAAGCUCGUGAACGAGGAGCUGAGGAGAGCGCUGUACGGCGUCAAGCAGAUGAGGGAGGUGAUGUGGAGGAACGAGCAGAAGCACGAGCACCUCAUGAGCUCCCUGAAGCACAGCGGCGACAAGAAGAAGGGGGCAGCCCAACUGGCAAAGGACGUGACUGAGAAGCUGGAGGAGGCAGAGGAGCAGUGCAAAGACUCCCUGCAGUCAGAGUGGGAGGAAUGCAGGCCCUGUCUGGAGGAUGCAUGUAAAACCUUCUACACCUCCACAUGCCGCAGGGGCUUCGCUUCCUUCCGCACCAAGGUGGAAAGCUUUUUCCAAAGAGUCUCCAGGCGCUUUGGUCCCAGAGAGCGGCCCCUGGAGGCAGGGGACAUCUUGGUGAACCAGGGCCCCGACGAAGCGGAGACAGACGUCGUCCAGAUUGAGGAUUCUUUCAGGCGAGUGCUGAGCAAGGUGGGGACCCUUGUGAACCGCAGCAUCGCCCUGGUCUCCCGGAUGAGCAGCAAGUUCGACAGAGUCCUUCAGAAGGCCUUCCUGAACGACACGGACGCACCGACGGAGGAAAGCGCCUCCGACCCCUAUUACCCCGGCCGCGACUCGGGCUUUCUGCAGGGCGUCGGGCUGGAGGAGGUGCUGGAGUCCUUCUUUGACUUUGGGAAGAGCGUGGUGGAGGAGUUUGGAGCUGUGGUCACCCAGGUGUUUGACGACCUUCAACAGACCGUGGAGGAGGAGACAAAGAAGGAGAGGGAAAGCUUCCCCCGCUUCCUGCAGAACAGGAGGCUCUGCAAAGACCUCCGCAGGCAGACGUCAGAGUGCUGGCAGCUACAGAACAAGUGCGAGGCCUGCCGGGGAGCGCUGCUCAAAGAGUGUCCCAGUGUUCGAGAGCUGCACGUGGAGCUGGAUGAGAUAUCCCAGCUGCUGGACGUCUCCAAAGAGCAAUACGACGAGAUCUUGUCCAUCGUCCAGCGUCACACCGAUGAGACCGUCAAGUGGCUGAGCAACCUGGCGGCCGAGUUCAGCUGGGUGGCCCAGGCUGUGAGCAACGGCAGCGGUCCUCAAAACAUCUUCCGCAUCACGAUGGUGGCACCAGAGAGCCACGAUGAACAGAACAUGUCUGCCACUGAGACCAAGGUGGAGGUGAACAUCCUGGACUCUCCCCCCCUCAUGCUCAACAUCCCCGGCGAGCUGGAGCUGCAGGAUCCAGCCUUCAUCCAGGUCGUGGCCCAGGAGGCUCUGGACAAGUACAAGGAGAUGGUUAGGAUUGAAGAGGAAUAAAACUGCAAGGUCUUCGUCAUCUUUCGCACCUUCUUCGUGGACACAGCUAGACGACCCGUAGCAGACGUCUCGGUGGUGAAAUACGACCCAGACUAACAGCUGUAACCUGUGUUUUCCCUGAAUUGUUUCAAGCAAAUGUGUUCUUCCUGUUCCAUUGUUAAUAAGUUAAUAAAAUAUAUUCUACUCAA
Fundulus heteroclitus (mummichog) is the source of this 1722-nucleotide messenger RNA. RefSeq names its product clusterin-like 1 (retinal) (gene clul1). The record is from RefSeq and is a predicted model, not a curated record. The transcript has 9 exons. Bases 140 to 1534 code for a protein of 464 amino acids. Lineage: Eukaryota; Metazoa; Chordata; Actinopteri; Cyprinodontiformes; Fundulidae.